Messenger RNA from Sclerotinia sclerotiorum 1980 UF-70, 1860 nucleotides. RefSeq lists its product as hypothetical. The coding region runs from base 1 to 1860 and encodes 619 amino acids. NCBI's taxonomy places the organism in Eukaryota, Fungi, Ascomycota, Leotiomycetes, Helotiales, Sclerotiniaceae. The transcript has a single exon. The record is from RefSeq and is a predicted model, not a curated record.
AUGUCUGAAUUCAACUUUGAUCAAUUCAUGCUUGACCAAUUUCAAACAUUGGAUCAAAUUGACCUCCGCUCUCCUGUUUUCCCAGUCGAAGGCCUUGGAAAUCUUCCUGAUCCUUCAACCUUCGACUUUGGAGACUUCCUCAACGACACGGAUGUGGAGAUGAUUGACACGCCAGCCCCUCAAGGGAUGGCUGGCAUUUCGCAAGGAAACAACACCCAAGUUGAGUUACCCGUUCCUCUCAUUACUGAUAACGCAACAGUCAACCCCAACUUCUUGAACAACGGUUUCACUGGCAACAUCAACCCAUUUCAGCCAGCCAGUUUUCCGGUUCCAAGCAUGCAACAAGUCAAAAAAUUCCCUGCUCAUUUCGAGUUCGGCAACGGUUACCGGCACGCCAUCUUGAAUGCUUUCCCUAGCCCAGGCUAUCCAUUGCACAUCAUCGAUUCCUUUGGAAACUUGCCCCGAAGCGUUAUGGAGGCACUUCAACAAGGGUUGAAACGACACAGAGAGGUUGACGACGAGAUCAAUCAAUUCGUCAUCGAUGGCAUCGACAAUGUUGGACCAGGCUGGGAUCCAGAGGACUUGGCAAUGUCGGACACAGAAGAAGAAUUUGAGCGAACACAAUCACCAGAACCAAAGGAACCAGAAGUCAAUGUCAGGCCUACUAAGGUACCUGGAAAGAGUUGGAUUAAACCUAAUAUGGCAACACAAGGUAAGAACAAGCGCAGCAAGAACAUCCAGUCGCUUAAUCCAUCCUCGUACUACACUCCCCUUGCACAACAACCUCAAAACUGGGGAAAUCCAAAUCGUGCCGGUGUCGUUCCUUUCCGGUACACCACAGACGGAGAAUUGAACCCGUACGCCAAGUAUACCGUCAGCCAGAUCAAAGAGUUCAUCUUCAACCAUCCAGGUCACAACAUGGGAGGACAGAGACACACCAAAGCCUCUGGACUCACACUCUGGAUUCAAAGCGUCCCAUCCGACUCUGCCGCACGCUACGCACACCCAAACUCCGACAAAUGCCGUUUUGAAGACUGCCCAGCCCGCAAGGGCACCAUCCUCAAAGGCCAAUACCGUGUCGCCUUCGAUGAGCAAUCGUCCGAUCCGCUUAUCACUGACCCUUUCCACAAUGCCGGCCAUGUUCAUCUCUACUGUCUAGAGAAGUUUCUUGACUUUCGCUACAUCUGCGCCAAUUUCAAUGUUCGGCCUGAUGAUCGUGUCCUCGCCGAGGGACGAAACAAGAUGGCGAUCACAAGAGAUCACGUCGAGAUGAAAAGGGUCGUCCGGAAUUUCAUCCGCAGCGCAGAGAAAGAGUACGCCAACCCAAAUUACGUUAAUCUUGCUAACGACUAUUCUUACGAGAACACCCUUUGCUAUAAGUUGACUGUCAAGCACUUGGAGCUCGAACCCGCUAACCGACAAAGUGUCCGCGACAAACGCCCCAAUUCAAACUCCUUGGACAAACACAUGAACAAUCUUAACAUGUACGUCGCUGGCAGAAGCAUUCAAAAACAAGCACGUUUGAAAACUGGAAAAAAGGCAUCGGAUGCCAGAAGUCCGUCAAACGCAAAGAGCAACAAGAGAAAGGCAGCUGAGAUGGAUCAGGACGAUCAAGUAGAGUUCAGCAUUGAUGAAAAUAUCUUGGAUGUAGACGGUGACACCAUCGUUGUUGACACCCGAGGACAAACACAAUCAUCGAGCACACAAAGCAACCCAGCCAAGAGAACUCGUGUUAUGAGGAAGAGAUCCAGGAAAGUCAUUGAGAACGAAGGCAGCAACAGCGAUGAUGAUUCUUCCGACGACAGCGACGUUUCGGAAUGGGCACCAGCCAAGAGACCAGCAAAGAGACUCAGCCGAUGA